AUGGCGGGCGUGCUGCGCCGUGGCCUGCUGCUGUUCUGCAGCAGCAACGCUGCUGCUGCAGAGCAGCAGCAGCAGAAACAAAAAGGAGACAAAAGAAUUGUCACUUUAAUUGGGUUUUGGCCGAAGCGGAUUCUGCGGGACCCAGCUGAGGUGUUGCUUAGUGCUGCUUUGUUAAGAGCUCACUUUGCAGCAGAAGCAGCAGCAGCAGAAGCAGCAGCAGCAGCAGCUCGGGUGGCGGGGGCGGCGGGGGCGGGGGAGAGGGCUGCUGCGGCGGGAUCUCGCGCUGCUUUAGCGGAAACAAAAGCGAAUUCGAAUUAA
Eimeria necatrix is the source of this 318-nucleotide messenger RNA. RefSeq lists its product as hypothetical. The coding region runs from base 1 to 318 and encodes 105 amino acids. The record is from RefSeq and is a predicted model, not a curated record. NCBI's taxonomy places the organism in Eukaryota, Apicomplexa, Conoidasida, Eucoccidiorida, Eimeriidae. The transcript has 3 exons.